Pangasianodon hypophthalmus (striped catfish) is the source of this 2705-nucleotide messenger RNA. RefSeq names its product branched chain ketoacid dehydrogenase kinase (gene bckdk). NCBI's taxonomy places the organism in Eukaryota, Metazoa, Chordata, Actinopteri, Siluriformes, Pangasiidae. The coding region runs from base 162 to 1472 and encodes 436 amino acids. Gene Ontology annotation, biological process: protein phosphorylation; regulation of glucose metabolic process. The record is from RefSeq and is a predicted model, not a curated record. Gene Ontology annotation, cellular component: mitochondrion. The transcript has 11 exons. Gene Ontology annotation, molecular function: pyruvate dehydrogenase (acetyl-transferring) kinase activity.
CUCCGGCAAAUCUCCUGUUUGUGUCAGUGGAGCCGCCGGGACGUGCCAUUGUGCACAUACACUGUGCAUUUCGAUGGCCUGGUAGGCCUCGUUUGGGUGUUUCCGAGGAGACUAGGGAGCGGGGAAACGACUUGAGCUUGGCUGGGUGAGAAGCGGAGACCAUGCGGCGGAGAGUGGCGUGCAGAGCGGCGGAGCUGCUGUUGGGCCGCGGCGGCAGUGGUGGUGGCGGCGGCGGCGGCGGCGGCGCUGCGAGGAUGACCGGCCUUCUGCUACUCCCAUCGGCCACAAAAACCCCCGUUGUGGAAAACAGCUGCCACCAAAGAUUCCGCUCUACAUCUUCGAUGUCGACUUACUCCGAGCUGGCUAGAGAGAGAUCCAAAACAGUUACCUCUUUCUACAACCAGUCUGCGAUUGAUGCGUCUGCAGAAAAGCCUUCUGUCAGACUCACACCCGGCACCUUACUCUACGCAGGCAAGUCUCAGGAUGGAAACCAUAUCUUGAGCAGCGCAAGAUACCUACAUAAAGAGCUGCCCGUUCGCAUCGCUCAUCGUAUUAAAGGUUUCCGCAGCCUGCCCUUUAUUAUCGGUUGUAACCCCACCAUCCUGCAAGUGCACGAGCUUUAUAUUCGGGCCUAUCAUAUGCUGAGCGAUUUUCCAGCAAUCAAAGACCAAGACACAGAAGCUCGCUACAGCAAGCUUGUUCAACAGCUCCUCGACGAUCAUAAAGACGUGGUCACCCUGCUCGCGGAAGGAUUUAGGGAGUGUCGCAAACACAUUCAAGAUGAGACGCUGGUUCGGAAUUUCCUGGACACGACGCUGACGUCUCGUCUGGGCAUUCGCAUGCUGGCCACACACCAUCUCGCCCUGCAUGAAGAAAAUCCUGACUACGUGGGCAUUGUCUGCAGACGUCUGUCUCCUAAAAAGAUCAUUGAGAAGUGGGUGGACUUUGCAAGGCGACUGUGUGAGCACCAGUACGGGAAUUCUCCACGUGUUCGCAUCAAUGGUCACGUGGCUGCCCGCUUUCCGUUCAUCCCUCUUCCCCUGGACUACAUCUUGCCCGAGCUACUGAAGAAUGCCAUGAGGGCCACAAUGGAGAGCCACUUGGACACUCCUUACAACGUGCCAGAUGUGGUGGUUACCAUCGCCAACAAUGAUACUGACUUUGUCAUCAGGAUCUCGGAUCGGGGCGGAGGCAUUCCCCACAGCAUCAUGGAUAAAGUGAUGGACUACCACUUCAGCACGGCCGAGCAGAGCACGCAGGACCCGCGCAUGAGCAACCUCUUCGACACCAUAACCAACAGCGGCCCUCAGUCAGGCCCCAUGCACGGGUUUGGUUUUGGUCUGCCCACCUCGAGGGCGUACGCCGAAUAUCUGGGCGGCUCGCUGUCCGUCCAGUCGAUGCAGGGAAUCGGCACCGACGUCUACCUGCGUCUGCGCCACAUCGACGGGAAAGGAGAGAGCUUCAGAGUGUGACGCAGUGGCCAGUUCUGCCAAUCACGAUGAACAUUCGUAACUUCACCAAGGCCUGGAAGCUACACUGUUCACACCUUCACUGACAUUGCUUCCUCUCCAUUCUCCUUUUUCUUUUCAGGUUUUUUUUUUUUUUUUUAAAAAACAUUUUUUUUUGCUCUGCAUGAAAGUGUCUGAAGAAAAGGAAGAAAAAGCCUUGUAAGUGUUUUUAGAGAAAACUCCAAAGUUACUGAGGUGAAACUCUUACAAAGCUCCUGGAAGAAGAUGCCUUAGGAGAAUAAUUGAACUCAUAAAUAAAGGGCUCGGAGCUCUUUUUCAGUGACUGAUGCUGAGUGAAAGGCUUAUGAGUGAUCGUGCUCUUGGGCAUAGAUGCGGAACGUACUGUAACUGCAACUGUAUCGCCCAGUGUGUAAUAAUAAUUGUUUGAAAAUUCACUUAUUUCCCAAUACAAGGGUUUGGUUUUAUGUAGGUUUCUUUGGCAAAGCAGAUUGGCUAUAGAACGCAAUGUAAAAAAAAAUUCAGGGUAUUUUUUUUUUUUUUUUUUUUUUUUUUUUUUUUUCUGUCCUGUUUGUCAAUCUCUCCAGGAUUUAGAUUAUUAAAGGUAUAUUGAAGUAACAUUUAUUCAUAUUUGAAUAUUAUUCUUGCUGUCCUCCUGUAUAUGUGGCCUUAUUCAACCCACAUUCCACUAGUGGUCAGUCGUGAAUAUAGGACGUUUUUGACUUCACUUAGAUUUAAUAUCAUUAAUCACAGCAGGUCACUUGUUGCUGUAUUAACACCACUGGAAAUGACUAGAGUAUAUGAGUUGUGCCUGUGUAGGAAUUUUUUUUUCUUAGUAAAAACACCAUAUUCUAGUCUGAACAUGCAUGCUGAAGGACUAGAGGUUUUUUUUUUUUUUGUUGUUGUUGUCCAAGUUUGCCCUCUACAGGGUAGAGACGAGUAUUAACCUAUGCUCUGACAAAGCUUUAUAUUACAUUUCAUGUAAUGUUGUGUAAAAAUUAUGGACUAAUCUGCACAUCUUACCACAAAUUCCUUUGUAUAUAAUGGCCAAAUGAUGGUGUGAGGUGUCCAGAAUGAUGUCAUGGAUGGGAUCAUUUUAUUAGAUUUUUAUUUGUUGCUGUUUGUGUGGUGUUUUUUUUUUUUUUUUUUUUUUUUUCCCUCUUUCUCCCCCCUUUUCCCCUCUAUAGAUGCCAAAUCUGCAUAGUUUCUUGGGCAUUAUAAAAAUCCUGAUUGAGCACC